Messenger RNA from Aspergillus puulaauensis, 1182 nucleotides. RefSeq lists its product as uncharacterized. Gene Ontology annotation, molecular function: ATP binding; protein kinase activity. The transcript has 4 exons. The coding region runs from base 1 to 1182 and encodes 393 amino acids. Gene Ontology annotation, biological process: spliceosomal complex assembly; regulation of mRNA processing; protein phosphorylation. Lineage: Eukaryota; Fungi; Ascomycota; Eurotiomycetes; Eurotiales; Aspergillaceae. The record is from RefSeq and is a predicted model, not a curated record.
AUGGCCUCCCUUCUCCGAUCCAUCCCCCGAUUGCUCAGACCGCGAUGGAAGCCACUCAACUUCGCAAACCCAAACUACGGCAUCGUCGUCCCAACACAGAAAAUCGAAGAAGAGAACUUCCCUGAUUACGCCGCCUCUCGAUACUAUCCGACACACAUAGGCGAGGUCUUCCAGAACCGGUACCAGGUUGUAUCGAAACUGGGAUAUGGAGUUUCCUCGACUGUUUGGUUGGCGCGAGAUAUGAAUUGGCGCUCAUAUGUCACUCUCAAGAUCUUUGUCAACUCCGCCUCUAUGGGACGGCAGGUUGACGACGAGCUGAAGAUGUAUCAGCACAUUGAACGGUUUUCAAGACAUCCAGGCCGCAAGGCCGUCAGAUCUCUACUGGACUCGUUUAAUAUUGACGGACCGGAUGAUAAGCACCAAUGUCUGGUCCAUCCUCCAUUGUUCGAGAGUGUCUGGGAAUUUCUUCACCGCAACCCGGUCCAAAGGUUGCCGGAGCCGAUUGUCGCGUUUACGCUGCAUAGGUUGUUUCUUGCGUUGGAUUACCUGCAUACGGAGUGUAAGGUUAUACAUACUGCGGAACAAGACGAGCUGCAGAACCCCUCUCCGAGAAAGGAUAUGGAUGAACGAAACAUUUAUUUAUCCCGAGACUUAGAAAUAGGUCCCGGCAAAAUAGGCGCCCCUGUUCUAUGUGACUUUAGUUCUGCUGUGCUGGGUGACAGGGAACAUCUAGAAGACGUGCAGCCGGACAUAUACCGCGCCCCAGAAGUAAUCCUGGAGGCUCCGUGGUCGUAUGGUAUUGAUAUAUGGAACGUCGGAUGCAUGAUCUGGGAUAUCUUUCAAGGCGGCUCGCUAUUCACCGGGCAUGAUCCCGAGCACCAAAGGUAUCGAAGUCGAGCACACCUUGCUGAGAUGGUCGAUCUCCUUGGGCCUCCCCCGGCGGGUCUUCUUGCGGCCGGGAGGCAGAGCAGGAAAUUCUUCUCUGAGACGGAUGAGUUCCGGGAGAAAGGGUUAUUAAAGGGUGAAAUACCCCUAGAACAGAGGGAGACAUCCCUUAAAGAAGAGGAUAGGCAGAGAUUCUUACGCAUGAUGCGGAGGAUGCUGCAAUGGGAGCCGGAGAAGCGGAGUUCGGCGAGGGAGUUGGCUGAAGAUGAAUGGAUUCAGAAGCAUAUGGGUUUAUAG